GGCCGUCUGUGGUUCAUAUGGUUAUGGCGGAUAUGGCUGCUGCAAGUGUAACAGUGUUUCUGUCUAUGCUUGCCUGCGAAAGUGCGCAUAUGCUUUUCAGGCUUUGUUGAAGUAGGAGUGUAGCAUGUUUCCUGAAAUGAAUGCAUAUGAAUGAAAACUUAUACUGAUGUGACACGUCGUCAGCUCGUCUUGAAGACUCCACUCAUGGAUGGAAAAAGCAGCACAGGACCAGAUGUAGCUGGGACACCACUUGAGUCAUCUCUGAACACUAACAAAAGUGUCCCAAGAGGACUCCUGUAUCGAGAAUUGGGUUUUAAGCAGAAGUGCAGCAGUGUGUCCCUUGAAUUCCAAAGAGCUGCUGAAGACAGACUGGUCCUUAAGUAUCAUGAAGAGCUGCCUUGUGAACUGCCAGAAGUUCCUAGGUCCACAUUCCUUAUGGUUUUCAGCCCAGAUGGCACAAAAGUGGCCUCAACACAUGGAAAUCAUAACAUUCACGUGACGGAUCUAAAUACAGGGAAGAAUGUGAACACAUUAUCAGGUCAUCCACGAACGCCGUGGUGUAUUGCUUUCCAUCCUUCUUCCAAUCAGAUCCUAGCAUCAGGCUGCCUUGGGGGUCAAGUGAGAGUCUGGGAUCUCCAUGGUGGUAGUGAAAUAUGGACAGCAGAAAGUCAGACCGUGAUUGCAUCUCUGGCAUUCCAUCCCACUGAUCGAAUGCUGGUGAUUGCGACCUACAAUGAACUACAUUUCUGGGACUGGAGUCAACCAAUUCCAUUCACAAAGUGUUACACCUCAAAUCAAAGGGAGAAAGUUAGGUAUGUGGCAUUUGAUCCUCUCGGACAUAAACUCAUCACAGGAAUCUCUAAUGCACCCCACAACCAAAGCCAGUGGGAUCGGGUUGCGAACCCAUCUCGUCGGGAGUCAAGCCUUGCAUCUACAUCUCAUAGUUCUCAUCCUCGUUCAGUUAUGCCAGCAGACCAGGAACGUCGUAUCACUGUAUGCUACCGUUCACUUGUAGAACAGUAUGAACAGCUAGUCCAACGGUACUAUGAUCUCUCACGCUCCAGAACUCCAACGAUGGAUCGAGGCACGGACCCCAUGGAUCUGUCUGAGUCAGCACAGCCAGCCCCCCAGUCUGGAACAUCUGGGGCACAGUCACAGUCUCCUCAAGCUGUACGUAUUCAUGUACGAGGCAUGAGAUUCCUUAUGCGUGAUGACAGCAGUAGUAGUAAUGAGGACAGCGCUUCAAGAAGAGCAACUGGUGGUACGCGACUUCGCCGUUUUCCAGCCGUAAAUCUGGACAGCGUCAGCAAUAUGUUGCGAAGACGUGCACGGCAAACUGCUGCAGCGUUGGGCACAGUGGAUUCAGUAUCUGAACAUGACAACACCGAGCACAGGACAGAGCGUCAUGACUUUGCACAGUCAGCCUCAACUCCAACAAGAAGGUUUGAAUUUGACAAUGUUAACAUAGAAGGACCUGAAAUGCUGCAGGAGUCUGGUGAGCAAGGCUUCAAUCAAGAGCAUAAUAGUGUAUCCCAUGCAUCUGACAUGCAGCAGCAUCUGUAUUCUGCUGCUGAUUCUGCAAGGAGGAGGAGAAGAAGAAGAAGAAGCUUGGAUGGAGAGAGGCAGAUUACACCAAACAGCAUAACAAGGGAUGUGAGUAACCAUCCCAUUGUAACCGAAUCAUCCCCUUCAUCGGAGCGACUUGGUGUGUUCCCCGGACUCCAGUCUGAAACUGUGCCAUCAUCCCCUUGUCCACCAGAGAGACCUCACAGGUUCUUUGUUUCCCAGCGUUCUGCUUUCCAACCGAGAAUUCCAAGAGGGGAUCAACAUGCACGUUCUGGAUCUGGACUGGCAGCUAGACCACCAUCAGGAGUGCAAGCCGCACGGAGCGGUUACUUUCUACACAGACGUCUGAGUGGUGCAUACCAUUCCCAGAACUUUCAGGAUGACACUGAAGAGUCUAGUCAAGGACUUGAUAGCACUUCAGAUGUGGGUGUGAGGUAUGGUAUUCAGCUACUCAGUAGACACAUUGACAGCAUGCAGAGGCUGUGCAGGGCUCGUUUAGAGAUACUGCAGCUGCAGCAAAUUCGUCGCAUGUGGGAAGAUUUGCAGCGACAGAUCAGGUCCCUGCAUGCAGCUGUGAGAGACAGUACGUUCGCUUUAACGGCCAGACAAGACACACCAGUUGGCCCAAACAGGCAUCGGUUUAGACUUCAUGCUGUGUCAGGUGAGGACUCAGGGCUGGGAAUGAGCAGACAGAACUGUCAGAGAAGUGGAGACUCAGAACCGCAUGCCACGGAACCUGGACCACAUAUUCCCAGUGUCAGUCAGAUGCUUGAAUUGGCUCGCAUUAGUGACAUAGGUCCUUCCGUUAGCUGUGAACAUCCUGCAUCAACCAGUGGUGCCAAUUUAACGCGUGGACUACCUGUUACCCCAGGUGAACAGGAUGUGUUGAAUCAGGACAGUGCAAGAAGUGACAGACUUGCUCAGCUCCAUGCGCAGUUCAAAGCUUUGACAGCACUUAAACUUGUGACAGCCGAAAGAAACAGUGCGAAGGAAGAGGGUGAAUGCUCCAGGAAUAAGGAGGAUAUCACAUCAAGAAAGAUUAGUGCUACAAAUGGAAGUACUGCUCAGCCUGUCAGUGCUGCUUCUGAUAGAGUCGUGGCCUGCGAUGGAGAGCCGUCACUUCCACAGAGUAUCAAGCCAAUUUGCUUUGGUGAUCCCAAAGACACUGCUGCAGAUGGACCUUCCUCUCGGCCUGAUUCGGCAGGAAGGAUAGCUGGUAUCAGGACUUCAGGUAUGGAUUGUAAAAGUAAUACUCCAAAAACAGAAAAUGUCAAAAAUUCUCCACGUACUUCUUCUACAAGUGGUGAAUGUAAUGAGACAGGCUCGCUGUGUAAGAAGAAGCGAGGCCCAAUAGAGUCCAAGAGUAGAUCUGCUAAUGUGGAUCUGCUGCAUGACAUUCAAGCCAGUAGCUCUGUUUCAGCAUCUGACCAUGACCUGUGUGCAAGUAGUACUGGUGGUACUCCUAGUAUUCCAACCAUAACCACUACUACCGCUACAACUGCUACGACUGUCACCUCAUCAUCAGCAAUGAACCCAAGUAAUUCAUCUGUUCCAAAUGAAUCUCCAGAGGCUACUGGACACCAGGCAUCGAACAGCUGGUGUAGGUAUGCGGCAGCAUCAGCGUCAGCAUCUUCUGCAGCCAAUUCCCAGCAUCAGCGGUUAUGGCGUAUUACCCACCGAGUUUAUAUGAGAAAACCGAGGCUUUUGGCUAUGGGAUUCAGGUCGAGAGCCAUUACUCGUCAACCAGGCAGCAACAGUACUUCAUCGCAUAGGAAUUAUGCAGCAAGUAUUUUCAGGCAUCAUGAGUCUGGAGGGAGACCGUGGUUCAUGCAGUCAGCCCCAUCUAGAUCUCAGCACACAAGAAUGCCUUCACGAGACACUCGGACUUCAGCACAAGUUGGCACGCAUGACAGCAGGCAGGCAAACUUUGCUGCAGCAGGUGCAAGUAGCAGCUUGAAGGAAGCUGAUGGUGAUCCAGCAGCACCAUCCUCUGAUAUGUCAUCACAAGUUGUGUCAGGCCAGAGCUCUUCACAAAGUGCGAAAAAGCCUAAACUUGAUACAUCUAGCGAGAGUAAUGCCCAGCCUGGUCCCAGUAGGUGGCCAGAAGAAAAGACUGCUUCCUCUGUGCACAGUACUUCUAGUCAUGAGACAGCAGGAGUAAGCAGCGCAACAAUGGCUCAUGGUGCUAAGAGGAGGGUGAACAGUCGCACAGGGCCCAGCAGUGACCCUGGUAACUCUCAGCAGACAUCUACAACUUCUGAGUCUCUCAGUGCGAUGAUUGCACGGUUGGAGUCACUUGUAAGGCAGCAGAGGGAGCAACGGGAGUCACUUCAUCGCGAAAGACGAGGGCAACAGAGCAACAUGUGGGAGUUACGGGACCGACAUUUGUGGUUCAGGGCCGGUGCCAAUUCUGGCAGUGACAGUGAUAGCAACCCUGAGAGCGACAGGCAUCAGCCAUGUGGACAGCCAUCUGCAGAAGGGAGACUGAUAACUGCGAUUCAGAACGAAACAAAUAGGAGUUUCACAUGUGGUUCACAUCAUGGUCAUUCAGGUGCACUUGAUGAAGACUGGGAAUGGACUCGAGAAUCCACUCGACUACGAGCACGCCAAGUUCUGAGUUUGAUGGUGGAAAGUCUGACACAAUUUUUUGAAGAGAAUGGCCUCCCCAACAGUACCUCCCAUGCCGUACUAGAUGAGCAGAUGUACAAUUUGUAUAUUCUAUUGCAACUUGCAUUAGAACUCACAGAUCUGUUACUGGCCCAGCUUGUUUCAACACGACGAGAAUUAGAGCAUCAGUGGGUCCAUCGUCUUCGCAGCCCUGUUGCUCUGGGUGCUACGACAGCGGCAGGUCAGCAUCAGUCACGAAGGAUGCCAUUCAUGCAUGAAGUACAAGAUACUCAGAGAUCGUGGCAGGCCUACUCGAGACCUGAACAUCUAGAUGUUCCAAGAUUAUCCCCAUACAGAAGACUCCUUCGAUACAGGGAGCAUCCUUACAGUGAGACAGACUUGCUGGCAGAACUAGAUUCUGUGUCUGCCCCAAGCACACGAGGCAGAAGUAACCCUAGAAGGUUGGGAUCAAGAACUGUAAACUGUUUUUCGAGGCAUGGGUCUCACACUGGCAUUGCUGCAGCAUCACGAAUAUGUCGAGGGGGCAGUGGCCGGCCUCUUGUGAGAGGAGUCACACCUCGCAGGGAUAGCAUAGGAGUUCGUUCACUGUCGUGCUUUCGAGAUGGCGGCAUUCAUGUUCGGCCAUAUACUCGGACUGCCGAAAUUCGUUCACAGUCAUAUACAGCACGGAACACGGGACCCCAUUUACUAACAUCUGAAGAACCAGGUGCAGCAUAUGCUCCCGAAAUAAGAUCACCAAAUUUCAUGGUGGGAGCUGGAAAUACUGUUCCUGCUGUUGCAGUGCCUACUUCUGUAAAUCAACAGAAUAAUGAUCAACAACAGCAGCAGCAGCAGCAGCAAGAUGCCUUCACAGUGCCACUUGUUCGAGUGAACGAUGUCCCUAUCACAGACACCUCAAUCUUGAGCCAACCACAGCCCCAACAGAGGCCCCAGUCGCCACCAUCACGACAUCCCUCUCCACAUCUAAGGAAUCCUUUUAUUCAGCAGCAGUCACAACAGGCACAAUCUCCCCUUCGUUACCUUGGUGAUUCAUGGCGAUACCCAGUCAGUCCAGGAGAAGGUUCAUGGCGCAGUGGCUGGCGACCUCGUUUCCUACAUCCUCGAUAUGUUGCUGCACCAAAUCCUUUUGGUGAUGACCAAGAUGAACCUCUUAUUGGACCCUUCAUGGAGAACAUCAAUAUCAUUAGAGAAUUCCUUCCAGAUUCAUUCAUCAUAACUGAUGCGCCUAUGUCACCAAACCACAGACUCCAAGCUUGGGACUUCUCCAGACUCAGCAUACCUGAUAUUAGUAACGCUGACAAGAAUGUGGUGGUAGCCGAAUGCAAGAUCCACAAUGAUGCUAGUGUCGAUGUAUCUAAUGAUGGCCGUCUCUUGGUAACGCUUCUCCCUACAGGACGUUUGGGUACUGCCAUGUUGGGAGUUUACAGUAUGGAGUGGAAUUCCUUGGGCCAGUGUUUGUACAUAGCAAGCUUUGAGCAGAAUGCAGUGUCCGUAAGUCUGUCUCCUACAAGCCGUCAUCUGUUAGUUGGUCUGGCAUCACGGCGAGUGGCAUUGCUGCCAACAGAUCAACACACCAUGGCACAGAUUUUUCGACUGGAAGGUGGCCUCCCAGGCCGACCCAUUGGUGCUCGUGGUCGCCUGUCUCAUAUUCGUGAUAUUGUACAAGAUAGGGAGCAAGGUUACAUGAGUCUCAAUUGCAUCCGGUGGGCUCCUGGCCCAGGGCAGGGACUUGUCUAUGGGACCAAUACAGGGAAACUUAAGCUGUUGAGAUAGUGAGUAUAACCUAGGAUUUUUAUGAUUCUGUUUCGAAGGCAGGACCCAUGAGAGAUACACACAGAGAAGAUAAUUAAACUUUCAUAUUAGUGUAAGAAACUGUUGUGACUGAUGUUUGUUGCUUUGAUAUUCUAGAAUGUCGUUAGUUACAGACAUGCUGCUGUGGUGGAUGGUAAUAAGGCUGAUCGGUGAGAUUUUAGGUUUUGGCAUCAGUGACUAUGAUGUAGUAAAUAUGGUACCGGUAUUUUGGAGGAUCUUCUGCCUCCAUGUUCAGGGGAGCUAUUCUGCCUUGAAGGUGGGGGUGGGGAGAUGCUUGUUUGGAACAUUGGUACUUAUCUACCAAACUACAUGUUCUCAUAUCCCGAAUGGUUGUAAUCUGCAGGGCUGAUCAAUAAGUAUUGGUUGUGCAUUAUUUCUCCUCCACCUGUUAUCAUGUGUGAUCUGGUUUUUAACAUUCAGUGAACACUUUGGUCGCACCAUUCUACACGUUACCACUGUUUUAUAUUAGAACAUGUAUAAUGGAAAAACACUGGAUAGAACAGCAAACUUCCUGCAUCUAUGCAGCCUGUUUGGAAGAACUGUUAUGAUUUUCAGAAAUUUUAAUGUCAGAUGCUUGUUUCUGGGUCAGAUCACUGGGAAAUUGACAGAAUUGUCAAGCAUUUGUUUUCUGAGCAAAUAUAAUGACUAUGAUGAAGUUGAGCUUUGAUAUAGCCCUUCUUCUUGUAAAAUUAAAACUCAUAUAUUGUGUAUCUUGCAUUGUUGCUACAUUCUGCACAUUGUUCCCCCAUUUAUGGCCAAUUCAUAUGCAUUGUUACUUAUACAGGAAUUUGGUUCAGUUAUGAUCUUAUAUACUCACCUGUUUUCAUUUUAUUGUGCACACAGGACUGUUCAGAAUCUUGUAAACUCAUUUGAUUGUAAAAUAAAAUUUAUCGUAGAAGGAA
Molecule: messenger RNA, 6908 nt
Organism: Cryptotermes secundus
Lineage: Eukaryota; Metazoa; Arthropoda; Insecta; Blattodea; Kalotermitidae
Exons: 19
Coding region: 151-5967 (1938 amino acids)
Biological process (GO): autophagy
Cellular component (GO): intracellular membrane-bounded organelle
Molecular function (GO): protein binding
Source: RefSeq, a predicted model, not a curated record